CUACGGAAUGAUAUGCAGCUGGGGCGGCUGGGGUCUCUUCCAAGAGCUGCUCAGCGUCCUACGCACCAUCGCGACAAAGCACAAAGUCAACAUCUCCAACAUAGCUACGCGCUGGGUCUUAGACUUUUCCUAUGUCGGAGCAGUCAUCAUUGGCGCACGGAUCGGUAUGAGUGAGCAUACAAGUGAUAAUGCUACUACUCUCGGCUGGGGCUUGGAUGAUGAUGACCGCCUGAUCAUCGAAGAGGUCUUGAACCGGAGUAACAGAGCCGAGAUGUUCGAGGCAAUGGGCGAUUGCGGUAAUGAGUACCGAUAAGAGAACCGCAUCUUUCUUAACCGCUUCAGUCCUCGCCACGCUGAUCUCCGCGGCUGCCGCAGCCAAGCAGAUGCAGAUCAACUACUACAGCGACACCAAAUGCAAGUCAUAUUCCGGUCAAUUCGAUACAAACUGCUACAACUACCAUUAUGAGUCCAGCAUGUUGAUCGCAGAAUGCCAGGCCAGAGGGUGGCUCUGCAAUAUCUACAAGUCAAGGGACUGUAAUGACUAUCUGGAUCAGAUGAGAUAUACUGGGGACUUGAAAUUAACAUACCUUCUAGCUACCCUAAAGAACUCAUUACAUCAUACCAUCAGUCUUAAUACAAGGUUUUAUCAACAUUAUGAACAUCAACCAGAAAACUCUCUCAGCGAUAGAAACAUAUCAUAUAUUCUUAUGCAUAAGGCUUUAUUCCCGGCAACAUUCCUAGACUCUCAUUGGCAAUCUUGCUAUUAUAUGAGCAAGAUUCUUAUCAUGGACAACAUGCUACGGCCCUUAAUGCGGUCUCUUGUCACCAUGCUCAUCGGAGCCGAAUGUGGCCUUGCCUAUCUGACAGAGAUGGCAGAUACCAUGAUCGCAAAGGGCGUCGAACCGGACCUUGGAUAUCAAGAUGCAGUCCUCUAUCUUGGGUUUGAGAAAGCCUACGAGUUUUCUGGAGAUCAUAAAUAUCUUGAUUGGUACAUCGGCCAGAUCGAUGGCCCCGUUGUUCAAGAGGAUGGCUCUAUUAAAGGGCUCAACACAUCACGGUAUAUCCUUGAUGAGUACCGAAUGGGGCAUAGCUAUCUAUACCUUUACAACCAGACUGGAGAGCCAAAAUAUGAGACGGCUGCCAAUACUGUUAGACGUAUGUUGGACUCGUAUCCUCGCACCCCAUCCGGGGGCUUUUGGCACCAGCAAUUCUUUCGCGAUCAGAUGUGGCUCGAUGGUAUCUACAUGGCAGACUCAUUCUACGCUAGAUGGACGCAUCUCUAUGACUCGGACAAUAACACAGCCUGGGACGACAUACUUCUGCAGUACGAGCUCAUACAUAAGAACACGAUCAACGAGACAACUGGCCUUCAUGUACACGGAUGGGUCGAAGGCGAAGCAUCAUGGGCUGAUCCAGAAACAGGCCGAGCGCCAAACGUAUGGGGACGCGCUCUUGGCUGGUACUUCAUGGCUCUCGUUGAGGUAUUGCAGUACUUCCCCACGUCACAUUCCGGCUACGACCAGUUACUCGGGUAUCUUGAAUCCGUCGCAAAGGGUCUCAAGGCCUCCCGCGAUCCAGAUCUUGGCAGCUGGUGGCAAGUCAUGAACGAACCCUACCCCAAGCGCGAAGGGAACUUUAUCGAGAGUAGCGGCUCCUCCAUGUUUACGUGGGGCUUGUUGAAGGCUGUUGACUUGGGAUACCUUGACUCUGAUGAGUAUCUCGAAACUGCCAAAGAUGCUUUUACAAGCUUGAUUGACAACUUUGUCACUGAAGGCGAAGACGGUUCGUUGAUUCUGAACAGCACGGUUGCUGAAUGUGGUUUGACUAGUUCCAAUGUCACGUUUGAAGCUACUCGGCACCCGGAUCUCCGGGCCCCGAUGCCCGCAUUCGGUGUGACUCGUACACUCGCAAACUCACCUCGCGGGUUCUGGGCUAAUAUCGUCUUGACGGGCCCGAAUUCCAUGUUUCCUGUCGCUGCCCGCGUUCCCAGUUCCCCGCCGCUCGCCUGCAUGCCAGCCUCCUCUGCUCACGGCGACGACACGCUAGAAGCCUCGUCACCAAGUUCCAACGUCCACAUUCGACCUGCGUGCGAGAACUGCCGCGUUCGCAAGAUCCGUUGUGAUAGGCAGUACCCAUGCUCUCACUGCAUCAACACCAAACUCGAAUGUGUCGUUGCCGAAAAGAAACCUAGGGAGAAACGCAACCGCAUCCUAGUCACCCCACAAUAUGAGAAGAAAAUCGACCAGCUUGAUCGUCGCAUGGACCAAGUCCUUGGCCUACUCCAUGAUCUCAAAAAUGACCGACAACCCGAUCGAUGUUCUCAUGCCGCCUUACCGACACGAGCUGCGCUCGUAUCGACAGUUCUGUCAAGUCCAUCGAGCCAGAAUAUCCAGCAAACGCCUUCUGCGGUGUUGGGUGUUGAGGGAGAGUCCUCAUUAGCCGCCCACUCUGCGUUUGCUAGCAACUUGAUGCAUCAAGUCGCAAGCGCCGAAACCAGCCCGGGUUUUGGUCCAGACAUAAGAAACACCCUGGACGCACUGUCACAUGUCGUUGGAACACUGAGAGAGCAGACGUUCGCUAAUGAAAUGGCAUACCCUCACUCCCGACCGAGCCAACGCCCACGCCCAUCGGGGUAUGAGCUGCCUCCUAUUGAAAAGGCCGUUGAGUUGAUUCGAAUUGCAAAGAGUCAGCGGCUGGCAGGAACAGGCUUCAUAUACGAGUUCAUGUUCAUGCGAGACUUCUCCGAUAUUUGCCUCCAGGUUUACUUCUCCGAUACUUUCUCCGAGAUGGAGUUCAUCAUUGCCAACGCUGGCUUUUAUUCUCUCUUCACAGACUAUAGCUAUCAUGUCUCUGCAGGUCAAAAGGACACUUAUCUAGGCCAUGCCCGCAUGUGUCGCGAGAACCUUGAGACAGCACUUUAUGAUCUGCCGCUUCAUCUGCCGACAACGCCAGAGGCUAUAACGGCUCUGCUUUUUGGUGCUUGGCACGCGAUUGAGCUCUCGAAACCAUAUCUCUCCUGGGCAUUAUCCAGCAAGGCCUCAGAGCUGUGCCAGACGUUGGGCUAUCACAGAAUGCCCGAUACAGAUAACAGCGAUGACGCUAAGUUUAGGAAGUUUCUAUUCUGGACUAACUACUUCCUCGAUAAGAGUCUGUGCCUUCGCCUCGGUCGAGCAUCCACAAUUCCCGACUGGGAUAUCACAACACACCGACCAGCGAUCAGUGAUCCCCACCAAGAACCAGUCAUGGCAUAUUUCGUACUCUGGAUUGAAGCUGCGCGCUGUCAGGGCAACAUCUACGAGCUUCUGUAUUGCCCCGAAGCUAUUACCCAGCUUGAGCACGUCAGACAUACUCGGGUUCAGCUUCUUGUGAACGAUCUACACAUGUUGGAGCAGGCCACGCAAGAAACUCAUAAGAAAUGGAUCCAGAUCUCUAGGGAUAAUGCUGGCAAGGACUUGAUGGAUUUCUUCGCCGUCUCAGACGAUAUCCUUCGACUGUCACUACUUACUCUCGUCUAUCGAGCCGCUCCACAACAGACUGGGGUUCUAACAACAUUCAGUCCCAGUUGCGUCGAAGCUGCUAGAGCUACUCUCCACAGGCAUCAUGAUUGCCUAGAGAUUAUCGAAAGGAGCAGUCAAGACUUCUUCCCAACCUAUGUUCAUUGGACACUUCUUUUCGCUCCGUUCAUCCCCUUUAUCGUCAUUUUCUGCCAGGUAAUUGAGACCCAAGACAAGAAAGACCUCAACCGCCUUCGCACUUUUGUCGCUUCUAUCCAACCUGCUGCCGCUGCCUCGAGCGCUGCAACCAAGUUGCAUCGGCUAUUCCAGGUCCUCUACAACGUCGCCACUCGUUAUGUAGAGCUCUCAGCCUCGCGCGACGUUCAGCCACAGGAUACUGAAGAGAUGGAUACGUAUCUCAAGUUACUGGGCAUGCAAUUGGUGGAGAUACGAAUACCAUCGGGCCCAUGUUGA
Messenger RNA from Fusarium oxysporum Fo47, 3968 nucleotides. RefSeq names its product glycosyl hydrolase family 88-domain-containing protein. Gene Ontology annotation, molecular function: DNA-binding transcription factor activity, RNA polymerase II-specific; zinc ion binding; DNA binding. Gene Ontology annotation, biological process: carbohydrate metabolic process; DNA-templated transcription; regulation of DNA-templated transcription. The record is from RefSeq and is a predicted model, not a curated record. NCBI's taxonomy places the organism in Eukaryota, Fungi, Ascomycota, Sordariomycetes, Hypocreales, Nectriaceae. The coding region runs from base 300 to 3968 and encodes 1222 amino acids. The transcript is spliced from 17 exons.